AGAUAUAUUAUGUUGGAAUAAUUUGUUAUUUUAUUCAGAUCUAUAACAAAUAUAUCACAUUCAACUACCAAACAAUCAAGUCUGAUCAGGAAGAGUGUAUUAACAGAAAAAUCAGGUUCCUCAAAUAGGUGUGUAUCAAGGAAUAUUGGAUCCACUCACAACAAGUAUGAUACAAUCAACAAAUCACCUGAAAACAUGUUGAAGAGUGGAUUCACACCAGCAAUGGAAGUUUCUCGCAGUUCCUCAAUACAUUCCCGUUGUUCUGACUUUCUACCCCAUUCACAUAACAUUGAUAUUCUUGCUUCUCAGAAAAACAUAUGUAACCAACGUAAAGCAUGCACUAUAAAUCCUAUAUCUGCAGAGGAAACAAGUACAGUUAAACAUUUAGAAUUGUAUUAUGAAAAUACUGUACAUGAAUCAAUAUUAACACAUUUAACAUUUUCUUCCUCAGAAACAUCAUUAGACAGCAACAAUGAGUUUUCUGCACUGCGUAGCCCAGAUGAAUUAUAUAGUGACAAAGAAACAGUGUCUUCAGUAGAAUUUUCACAAACAUUAAAACAGAAAGAAGUUUUACCUGUCACAAAUUUAAAAAUAGUAUCACCUAAUAGAGAAAUAGUUUCACCGACCCAAUGUAAAAAUCGUAACACAUUAUCUUCAUCAUUGCUUGUUGACUCUCCUUCAAAGAUAGCGAACUCUGCAGCAUUGUCUGUACACUCUUCCUUAUCAAAUAUACCGACAAAAUUAGCAAAGAAAGUUAAACGCAAAUCCACAGCAGAUGAUGAAAUAGAUGAUUCUCUUGUAAAAUUAACUUCAGCGGUAACAACUUAUUUCGAAAAAAAGAACCAAAAUACAAUACCUUCUGAAGUCUUACAAUUAGAUGAAGAAGACAUUUUUGGUAAAACUGUUGCAUGCCAAUUGAAAAAAAUCGCAGAACCUGAAAAAACUAAAAUGAAAGGGCAGAUAAUGAAAAUAUUAUAUAAUUUGUAAUAC
Temnothorax curvispinosus is the source of this 990-nucleotide messenger RNA. RefSeq lists its product as uncharacterized. Lineage: Eukaryota; Metazoa; Arthropoda; Insecta; Hymenoptera; Formicidae. The transcript has 2 exons. The record is from RefSeq and is a predicted model, not a curated record. Gene Ontology annotation, molecular function: DNA binding. The coding region runs from base 196 to 987 and encodes 263 amino acids.